Necator americanus (New World hookworm) is the source of this 1776-nucleotide messenger RNA. RefSeq lists its product as uncharacterized. Gene Ontology annotation, molecular function: protein binding; G-quadruplex RNA binding. Gene Ontology annotation, biological process: positive regulation of transcription by RNA polymerase II. The coding region runs from base 1 to 1776 and encodes 591 amino acids. The transcript is spliced from 11 exons. The record is from RefSeq and is a predicted model, not a curated record. NCBI's taxonomy places the organism in Eukaryota, Metazoa, Nematoda, Chromadorea, Rhabditida, Ancylostomatidae. Gene Ontology annotation, cellular component: MLL1 complex; Ino80 complex; NSL complex.
AUGUCUUCUCUUGCUCUUGCAUUCUUCAUAUACUCGAUUGUUCUGUAUUACUGUAUUGUAGUGAUUAAACUGAAUUCAUCCUUUACUUGGUUCUUCCGAGUUCGGUUCGCAAUGAAUGAUCCUACGAACGAACGUGUUAACGAAUCAGAGCCGUCAACAGCAGCAAAUGCUCCAGUUAUGCUCACUAGCAAUCAGGGAGCGAUAUCGUCCGACGUCGCUACUCCAAUGGAAAUUGUAGAGCAACCCACUAUCGUGAUUCCUCAAGAAAAAGAUGACCAUAUGAAAGAGAGAAGUGCAGAGCCGCAAAUUUCUCCCGCUACUGAUUCAUUUCGAGCACGAGCAGCGUCCGAAGCUGCUUCUUCCGUUAGCGACCAGGAUGAUGGAUCGGAAAAACGAAGACGUAGGUCUACUCGUGACAUCAAGAGACCAAAAUUCGACGAUGAGUUGGUCGAUAGUGGAGUUGCGAAAUUGUUAUCUCCAAGAAAACGAACUAGCGCGGAACGAUCAAUGCACUCUCCCUCAGUGAAUUCUUCUGAUAAUAUCACCUCAAAAUCACAUUUCUCAUCGAACGAAACACCUUCUAACGGUACAAAUGAAGAAAAGAAUGUGUUCGUGCAACCUCAGCCGGUGGGCAAAGGGGAGGACAGUUCGAAGGUGGAUCCUUCAUGUUCGGCAACAGCAUCGCAGAAACACGCUCACUCAUUGCGAAGAAGGCCAACACAUAAUUUAGAAGAUCGUCAAACGGUCGAAGAAGAAGAAGAAUCUGCAAGACUUGAAAAGAAGCGUCGAGAAACGAGAAUUGCGAAUAAGGACCUUAGAUGCAAAGAGCUAGUAGCUGCUACCGAGGCAGCGGAUGGCAUGACUUCAGCCGAGUUGCGGCGAUGGACUGCAGCGGAUGACGUCGCGUUGGUUACGGCUGUGACACAUGUGCAUGAUUUACGAGCUGCAUACGGUAGCAUCAAAUUCAGUCGACCAUAUUCUAUGGAAGACAUAGAAGAGAGGUGGUAUCAAUUAAUGUACGAUGACACACUGUCCAGACAAGCGAAAAAACGUAUGAACGAAUUGCCUGUAGAAGAAAUUUUGAGGAUCCAAUCUCGAACUGCAUUUACUGUUAGAGAAGAAGAACUUCUUAGAAGUUUGGACAUAGGGAAUAACUCUUGUCCUGACCGAGCGAUGAUGGAAGAAUUGAUAAAGAAAUAUCCGGAAGAUUUCCAUUCUGCUCGGACUCCACAAUCUCUAUUGGACCAUUGGCACAUUUUGAACUCGUAUGGUGUACUGACGCCAGGACCACAAUCAGGAAUAAUCGAUUGGGAACUGUUGGAGCGCACCUACGACCUCACUGGACGUGUCAAUUUUGACGAAACUAGAGCGCUGAACGCUGCCGCAGCGUACGACGUACGCGAACAGGAGUUCGCCCGCGUUGUCGUACAACCGGUCACAGGGAUCUGUAGUCCAGCAACUGACGUCCGUGCUACUCUUCGUGGUCGCGUUGUUCGUUACCUUGUAAGAACAGAUCGUGUUGUACUUGGACGAAGUACCCCACGUGAUCCAGUCGACCUGGACCUCGCACUUGAAGGUCCUGCCGAGAAAGUCUCUCGAAAACAGGCUGUGAUCGCACGAGAUCCUGCCUCCGGACAGUUCGAAAUGACGAACGUUGGAGCGCGGACGAUUUUUGUAGAUGGAAAGGCGCUCGGAACGAACAAUCGUACCCGACUCGUCGACAACUCGAUCGUCCAAAUCGCCAUCAUUCGCCUCGUGUUCCGAAUUGGCCAAUAA